CGCGGGCGCUGGGGAAGGAGACGCUGCCCUUCCGCAGCGAUGGGAUCCUGGCUCCGUGGAAGGACCCCCUGGUAUGUGCAUUUUUGUCUUGCUGAGGCGUGGACAGUGCCCGGGACCCAGCCAGCCGCCAGCUGAAGACGUUCUUGGAAGCUCUCGGCCCCGAGGGCUCUCGCCUGGGGUGCCAGUCCUGCCAUGGCAUUCCGGAGGACUGAGGGCAUGUCCAUGAUCCAGGCCCUGGCCAUGACAGUGGCUGAGAUCCCUGUGUUCCUGUACACGACGUUUGGGCAGUCUGCCUUCUCCCAGCUGCGGUUGACCCCAGGCCUGCGGAAGGUCCUUUUUGCCACAGCCCUGGGGACUGUCGCCCUGGCCCUGGCCGCCCACCAGCUAAAGAGGCGACGGCGGAGGAAGAAGCAGGCCGGCCCCGAGAUGGGAGGCGCGCAUCUGGGCACGGUGCCCCUCCCUAUCCUCAUGGCCAGGAAGGUGCCGUCGGUGAAGAAGGGCUACUCGAGCCGGAGGAUGCAGAGCCCCAGUAGCAAGAGCAACGACACCCUGAGUGGCAUCUCCUCCAUCGAGCCCAGCAAGCACUCAGGCUCCUCCCACAGCCUGGCUUCGAUGGUAGCAGUGAACUCAAACAGCCCCACGGCUGCGUGCUCGGGACCGUGGGAUGCCAGAGGGAUGGAGGAGUCCGUGGCCACCAGUGACGGCAACGCGGAGAGUCUCUACAUGCAAGGCAUGGAGCUGUUCGAGGAGGCGCUGCAGAAGUGGGAGCAGGCACUGAGCGUGGGGCAGAGAGGGGACGGCAGCGGCACCCCCACGCCGGGGGACAGCCUGCGGAACCCCGAGACGGCUUCGGAGGUGCUGUCGGAGCCAGAGUCACAGCGAAGGGACUUCGCAGAGAAGCUGGAGUCCCUGCUGCACCGGGCCUACCACUUGCAGGAGGAAUUCGGGUCCACCUUUCCAUCCGACAGCGCGCUGCUGGACCUUGAGAGGACCCUCAUGCUGCCCCUGACAGAGGGCUCCCUGCAUCUGCGGGCGGACGAUGAAGACAGCCUGACCUCUGAGGAUUCUUUCUUCUCUGCCACGGAGCUCUUUGAGUCCCUGCAGGUCGGCGAUUACCCGAUCCCGCUCUCCAGGCCCGCCGCCGCCUACGAGGAGGCCCUGCAGCUGGUGAAGGAGGGGAAGGUGCCCUGCCGGACCCUCAGGACAGAGCUGUUGGGCUGCUACAGUGACCAGGACUUCCUGGCCAAGCUGCACUGUGUGCGGCAAGCCUUCGAGGGCCUUCUGGAAGACAAGAGCAACCAGCUUUUCUUCGGGGAGGUUGGCCGCCAGAUGGUGACGGGCCUGAUGACCAAGGCCGAAAAGAGCCCCAAAGGCUUCCUGGAGAGUUACGAGGAGAUGAUGGGCUAUGCCCUGCAGCCUGAGACCUGGGCCACCACACGACUGGAGCUGGAGGGCCGUGGGGUGGUGUACAUGAGCUUCUUUGACAUAGUGCUGGACUUCAUACUCAUGGACGCCUUCGAGGACUUGGAGAACCCCCCGUCCUCGGUGCUUGCCGUCCUGAGGAACCGCUGGCUGUCAGACAGCUUCAAGGAGACGGCCCUGGCCACCGCUUGCUGGUCAGUCUUGAAAGCCAAGAGGAGACUGUUGAUGGUGCCUGAUGGCUUCAUCUCCCAUUUCUACUCCGUAUCGGAGCACGUUAGCCCUGUCCUAGCCUUUGGCUUCCUCGGACCCAAACCCCAGCUCGCUGAAGUGUGUGCUUUCUUCAAGCACCAGAUCGUGCAGUACCUGAGGGACAUGUUUGACCUGGACAACGUGCGCUAUACCUCGGUGCCGGCACUGGCAGACGACAUCCUGCAGCUGUCGCGGCGCCGCAGCGACAUCCUGCUGGGCUACCUGGGGGCGCCGGCAGCCGGCAGCCCUGGCCUGAAUGGGGCGCUGCCCCGAGAGAACGGCCCCCCGGACCUGCCGCAGUAGUGGCGGGCGCAGGCUCGGGGAGGGGUGCGGCCUGCGUCUUGUCCACGUGCUGAUGGCAGCACGAAGGCUGCCUCCUCCCCUCCUUAGUGUUGGCGUCCAAGGGCCCGGGUGUCCGCGGCCGGCAGCUUCGGCAGAGCCCGGGCCUUGGUGGCCUCGGGCAGUUGUCCCUGACCAUUGUCACCACCUGGGAAUCCCCACAGACUUCCCUGGAGAGGGCUGGAGCCCCGGGGGCCCACCCGACUGCCCUCGGCUGUCCCUGGAUGACGCAGCAGCGGGACCAGUGGCCUUUGGGGCCUGAGGGAGAGGAAGGUGGUCAGAGACAGACCCUGUUGUGAGGAGAGGUGGGACGGGCAGAGCUGGGAGUCCUGGGGGUGGGACCCCAAGACCUCCCCCCAUCCCGGGGCUGCUGACGAGGCAGGGCUAGGAAGGUAGAGGUGGAAGAUGGGGGGGGGGGGUGCGUGGCUCUGGUGAAGGCCCCGGAUGGCCAGAGCUAGAAGGGACCCGGACUUAGACCGAAUCUGGCUGCCCAGUCCUGUGGGCCCCCACCCCCGCCCCCACCCUAGAGAGUUUGCAGCCCCGGAGAGGGAGGGUGGGGGCCACAGAGUGCCUGGGGGGGCGUACCUUGGACCUUGGACUGGUGGCAGGCCCGGACCAUGCAAAGGUGGGAUGGGGUGGGUCUGCCCUCCUUGUGCUCAAGUCUGGGUGGGGACUGGACCCCUGGCAAACCCAAGCAGGAAACCCGGGACGCUGUCUCCGCUGACAUUCCCUCGUCCUGCAAAGACUGUCACUUCUCUUCCCCUUUGUCGCCACCAAAGACGGAGCAGGUGGGGCCGGUCCUCCCGCCCCACCCCGCUGCCUCCCUGAGCCCGGACCCCCCUGAGUGGUGCUAGGGCUCCGCUGGAGGCUCUGACCAGGGUUCAUUGCAGGCCUGUCACCUGGGACAGUGGCGGGCCCAGGGACCACACCGAGCGGGCCAGAGGAAGUACAGGGCCGGACCGGCUGCCCUGCCCUCAGUAGUACAGGAAAGUUUGCCGGGCGCUUGGCCGUCGGCUCGAUGUACAGACGCUCUAGCUGUGCAUCAGCUGGUCCUCCGGCCAUCCCCACGUCGUCCCCAUGUCGUCCCCACAUCCGCUGGGAGCUGGGAGCCCUGCAGACUCAGUGUUUUCACCGGAGGCGGGAUGUUUUAUUUAUUGCCUUAACACUUUAUUUUGUGAUUCUGCCCCUUUCAGGCUGAGAGGCCUCCCAGAGAAACUGAGUCCUCCCUCCUUGUUCUCCGUACUCUGGAGGACUGGCUCCUCAGCCCCUAAUGGCAAAGGGGUCCUGGGAGGGAGAGAGAAGGGAAAUGGAGAGGGGGGUGCAUGGGCCCGGCCCAUCAUCUCCCUGCACGCUCGCUCCUGCUCCACAGACCGGAGGACCCUGUGUCGAGCCGGGGCUCUGGCCCCAACCCCCCGGCCCCCGCUCUGAGGUUGGUGUCCAGGAAGGAGCAGCCUCCUGUGUGGGAAGGCCCGGGGUGGCCCUCCUCCCGUCCAGCCCCACGUUCCGUUCAUUUGCACUUCCCCGGAGCUAUGAAUGUCCUACUGGGUCCGGGGCCCCGGCCACUCUGGUUUGCUCCCGGAUCGCUCAGAGUGGUGUGUUCAUUUGUCUUUGUUUACACGUCUGUGCACUGCCUCUGGCACUUGGUUUGUUGCAGCUUCCAACUUUUGUCUGGUAGAGCGUGUGCGCACCAACCUCAAGUUGAAUAAAUGAUUUAUUAAACAACGUCCUUCCACGUUGCCGUGCCAAUGGAUCCGUUUGCUUCCUGGGCCGUCGCUGGGGACUCGGCCUUUGGGGUGCGGUUGGUGGAGUUUCCAGGAGGGCCAAGGUCGAGGGAAGCCUGGAGUUCAGAGACUUGCAUUGGAAUGCGUUUCCUGAGGGUGGCGCUCCACUGAUCCCGCUCAUUCUUCAUCCCUGAUGCCCAUUCCUGGCCUGCAACUGCCUGCAAACCGAGUUUCUGAAGUGAACAAAUGAACCUCUAAUUUAGAGGGCAGCAGCACAUUUUGGGGAACCAGGCCCAGAGAUGGGGAGUUUCCUAAAGGACUUGGAGCCCAGACCAGCAUAGCUGUGGUACGAUGCACAGUUAAGACUUUGUGCCUGACUGUCCUGUCUGUGAACUCCCUGCCAGAAGAAAGACGAGCUCUGCCGGGGACGCCUGGGGACUCCGGAAGGGCCUGGGUCUCAGGACUCCCCUGGGGACUCCUCCAGGCAAGUGGGAAGAGGAAGGCAGCAGCUGGGCUCAUGGGAUGCAGGCUGGUUCCGAACCUGGGCCUGCCCA
This is a messenger RNA of Hyaena hyaena (striped hyena), 4285 nucleotides long. It is a transcript of the gene MIGA2, whose product is annotated as mitoguardin 2. Gene Ontology annotation, biological process: mitochondrial fusion. The coding region runs from base 193 to 1974 and encodes 593 amino acids. NCBI's taxonomy places the organism in Eukaryota, Metazoa, Chordata, Mammalia, Carnivora, Hyaenidae. The transcript is spliced from 17 exons. The record is from RefSeq and is a predicted model, not a curated record.